Messenger RNA from Micromonas commoda, 642 nucleotides. RefSeq lists its product with no specific name. The record is from RefSeq and is a predicted model, not a curated record. The transcript has a single exon. Bases 1 to 642 code for a protein of 213 amino acids. NCBI's taxonomy places the organism in Eukaryota, Viridiplantae, Chlorophyta, Mamiellophyceae, Mamiellales, Mamiellaceae.
AUGGCAGCCUCCGACUGCGCGGUCUGCCUCGAGACCUUCAACGACACCGAUUGCGUCCCCGCGAGGCUGCCGUGCUGCCAGAGGGAGACGUCAACCUUCGGGGUUUGUCUCGGAUGUCUCGAGGAGAUUUGCAAUCACUACACCGUGGAGGCGGGAAGGGUGGGGAAGUGCCCCCGUUGCAGGGAGAGACUCUACGUGUCGGCCGACGGGGUCGUGUCCAAAGCCCCGCAGCCUAGGGGUAAGUGCAGGAUGUGCUGCCAGGAGAGGGUCCUCCUGGACGGCGGCAAGUGCGACGCGUGUAUACUGGGCUCUCAGUUCGCGCUGACGUACGAGUGCGACCGGUGCGGUCGACACCAGCGGAUCCCGCACCCCAUGUGGCGGUACCAAACCACGCCCGGGGAGUUCGGGACCAGCACGUGGGCUUGCCACAACGGAUGCGACGACUACACGCGCUGGAGGGUGAUCGAGGCGGAUUUGGGCAGGGUGCCCGCGCACGAUGCGCCGGAGGGAUGGCAGAUGCUGGACCGAUGGCUGGAGCAGCUCCGGGAGGAGCGGGCGCGAGUCGCGAGGAUGCGGCCGGAGGAACGCCGCGACCACGGCGCGGUGUUCAUCCACCGCCGCCAGGGAUGCGUCGUGUCGUGA